ACUAUGAUGAUGUUUGAGGGGGAGGAGGUUUGAUGCUGAGCCAGGAGGGAAGGGGUGUGCCUUUAUAAGAAGCCUCAGAGGAGGUAUGUGUUCAGUUGUUGAAAUCCUUAGCCUAAGGAUACAAGCUGAGAUUACAAACUCCCUUGAAGCCACAGAAGAAGCCCUCGAAGAAAAUCACUACGUCACAGAUAAAGGCUGGACUUCCCGUACUUGACCCUUAUCCAGCUGUGAUUGCUCCGUCUUCUCUUGGCACCCCUGCUCGUCGGGCUCCCGUUUUUUUUUUUCCUGCCUGUCCGGGUGUGCGGAGCCAUGAAGAUCCCUCUGUGGUGCCUGCUGGUUCUGCUUCCGUGUUUCUUCACCCCUGGACGCAGCGACUGCCAGGGGGAGUGCCUGGCCUGCGGCCUUGUCCUACAGAAGCAGCAACUGCAUCAAGCCUUUGACACGAUGAUGUGCAUUUUAGAGUGCAAGGGUCAGAUCUCCUCCUCGCGCACCUGGGAGUUGUGUGAGCACGCCCUGAAGCUCGCCAUCUAUCCUCCGCUUGCCGAGGAAGGCGGCCUUCUGAAAAGCACGGCGGGAGAGCUGCAGAUGACCUCCCUGGAUCUGACCUCUGAUGGUGAACUGCAAUCAGCGGCCGCACAACCUUACCAAGAGGAGGACGAGGACCUGGUCGAGGCCCCCUUUGAGCAGCGCCGCGUCCAUUACGAUUCAUCGCUGCUGGAAUCCUCGGAGGCGGGGGAGGACGUGCAGAGCCUGGCUCUCCAUCUGAACGACGGAGACAGCGAGCAGAGGGAAGGCGGGAACGUCAGCGAGCGGGAUGAAAGCUCGGAGGCCGUUAGCUUAUCGAAACGCUUCGGCGGCUUUCAGCGGGGGCGCCACGGUUACAGGAAGUUGAUUGGCUCCCCCGCGAGACACCUCCAGAAGCGCUACGGAGGCUUCAUUGGCGUCCGCAAAUCUGCCCGAAAAUGGAACAGUCAGAAACGGGUCAACCAGCUGCUCAGGCAGUACCUCGGCAUGAGGAGCAGCCGCAGCGGCCGCUUCAACUUCUCCCCGGUAACAAGAGCCUGGAGGCAAAACAAACUGUAAACACGUUGCCCAAAAUCCUGCUACGCAUACCUCAACCACUCAUCUUUUCAACAGUCUGAACUGUGACUUCCACCAUCGUCGUCGGCUCUUUGUGUCCAACCAGUAAAACUUACGAGGAAUGCUUUGACCGUGAUCAAUAUUUAUCAUGCCGUCCUGUGAAAUAAAAGAAUUUAGAGAAGUGCAAUUGAAUAGAUUUUUGUGUGUCGGUGCAACCAGCAAGACAGGCCAAAUGAGAUUGGAAAAACAGAAAAACAAGGUGUGACGUUUGACUGGGCUCUCAUGAAUGGUACUUAAAAGUCAUUUGCACUCGAUUUUGGGAACCCCGACAGCCCGGCUCGCUCUCAUUAGUUGUGUUGAAUCGAUUGAAAUGUCUAGACUUGGAAGUUUGACAUUCUGGUGUACGUCUCGCAAUUCCCAAACUCAGACAAGUGGUGCGGUCUGCAAUUCACAGUCUCCAACCAUUCUUUUUUUUUUUUUUUUAGUUGUACUUAAAAUUGCCCUCAGUGCGCCAGUUUGGACCAAUGAAACCACAAUAUUGAAUCGUCACUUUUAGUUAAAGGCAACGAAUCAAAUAGGGUUGUUUGUUUUUAAACCAUCCACUGCAUCUCAUUUCAAAUUCAGACCCCCCCCCCCCAAAAAAUGCCGCUUUAUGGUCCAAGGCAUGAUUUACAGGUGAAAUAACACUGCCCUCUAGUGGCUGAAAAGGAUGCAUGCUAUGAACCGCAUGCAAUCAUGUGGAUGUUUUUCUUCGGUACUGCAAUCACGACGAGAUUACAAAGAACAACAAACCAUUGGCUCGGAACUCUCUUGUCUGUGUAAUUAGGCGCAAAUUACAUAGUUAUCUCCUGGAACUUUUCCUUCCGCCUCAGAAAGUUUUACCAAAUGACCUGCUAGGGUUUUCAGCUAUUGAAUUCGCUCGGAAAGAAAAAAAUAUAUUAAUUAUAACAAAAGUUUGCAGAUUUGGCCCGACUGUCGUAAUUGCAAAACACCCACACUGCUCCCUUUCACACACACACACACACACACAGACACACACACAAAAAAAGGAAGCCCAAUUUAUUGUUGUGUGGAAUGCCCAAGUAAGGAGAGCCUCAUUUGUACUGAGGUCAAUGGAGCUGGAAAUGGCCUGGGCCUAUCAUUGGGUGUGUGGCACACCGUGCAAAGGCAAAGGAGUUUUAAAUGACGCCAUUCUAAUGUAUUGUUAAAGAGCAAAGGGGAGGAAUUAACAGUGCAUGUCAGCCACGGUCAUUAUUGUACCAAAAAAAAAAAACAAACAUUUAUUUUCCUUCACAGCCAUUGUUUAACAUCUUAAUCGUGUAUUUUGAGAUGUAAUGACGUCUGUACAGUGUGUGUAUUUGUGUGCGCGUGCGCGUGAGUGUGUGCCUGUGUGUGUGUGGAGCGUGUUUGAGAAACGUUGCACCUGCAUGUGUGCAUGCUUCUCUACACCCGCAUCUCAAAAUGACAUUUGUGGAUACAAUGUAAAUUUUAAGAAUUUUUAACAUUAAAUCAUUGUUGUAAGACGUCAUAAAAUGUGUAUAGAAAAAAAAAUCGAGAAUAAAAUAGUUUGCUAUUU
Hippocampus comes (tiger tail seahorse) is the source of this 2656-nucleotide messenger RNA. It is a transcript of the gene pnocb, whose product is annotated as prepronociceptin b. The transcript has 3 exons. Gene Ontology annotation, biological process: sensory perception; chemical synaptic transmission; neuropeptide signaling pathway. Bases 310 to 1083 code for a protein of 257 amino acids. Gene Ontology annotation, molecular function: opioid receptor binding. The record is from RefSeq and is a predicted model, not a curated record. Lineage: Eukaryota; Metazoa; Chordata; Actinopteri; Syngnathiformes; Syngnathidae. Gene Ontology annotation, cellular component: plasma membrane; neuronal cell body; axon terminus.